Mangifera indica (mango) is the source of this 1100-nucleotide messenger RNA. Its product is annotated as dof zinc finger protein DOF1.2-like. The record is from RefSeq and is a predicted model, not a curated record. NCBI's taxonomy places the organism in Eukaryota, Viridiplantae, Streptophyta, Magnoliopsida, Sapindales, Anacardiaceae. Gene Ontology annotation, molecular function: DNA-binding transcription factor activity; DNA binding. Gene Ontology annotation, biological process: regulation of DNA-templated transcription. The coding region runs from base 86 to 925 and encodes 279 amino acids. The transcript has a single exon.
AACUCCAACUCCUCCUCCACCUCUCAUUUUAUAUCACCCCCCUCUCUCCCCCAUUUCUCUACUAAACUCACCAAACUCAAAAAAUAUGUUCACAGGAGCUGCCGCCGGUAAUACUCAUCACCAAAUCAUGCAAUGCCCUCAAAUGCCAUUGCCACCGAUUGAAAGGAGAUGUAAAAGUACACCUGAGAUUGCGCCUAAUUGUCCUCGUUGUGCCUCUUCGAAUACUAAGUUUUGCUACUACAACAACUACAGCUUGUCGCAGCCGAGGUAUUUCUGCAAAGGCUGUAGACGGUACUGGACAAAAGGGGGUUCCCUCAGAAAUGUGCCUGUGGGCGGUGGCUGCCGCAAGAAUCGUCGAGCCAAGUCCGCUUCCAGACUCAGUGAACGCGUUUCUACGAAUUAUAGUAAGAGUUUCAGUGGCUUUGAUGAUAACACGAACGAGCAAAUUAAGGGUUGUUCUUCUGAUGGGGAUUCCGCUGGACAAGCCAGUGGGGCUGAUAUUGACAUGGCCGCCGUUUUCGCUAAGUUUCUGAACGACCGUUCGAGCAAUUCAGAUAAUUUUCCUGAAGAGUUCGUUUCUCAGGAAUUUGACAAUGUCUCCAAUUCUUUCGCUCCGGAUAGUAUCCAAAACGAUCCGAUUCUCGAAGAAUUCAAUGGAAUUCUGGUAGGAGAGAAGCAACAGCAAUGUCAAAAUUUCCUGGAAAUGAGUGACGUGAAUAAUGCUAAUGCUGCACUCGAAUUGCAAACUUUGUUGGAUGAUGAAGUUGUUCAGGAUUUUUCAUGGCAAUCUGUGUUCCAGUUGCAAGAAUUCGAUUCAUUUGCGGCCAACCACGAUCAGUUAUUGGCUUCUUCAAAUCCAAUGAACGAUAAUUGGAGCAACUCCUUCGAUUUCCCAGCCGGGUUUGAAGUCUACUCAAGACCAUGAUUAUUGAUAUGUAAUUUACAAGUUAAUUUUUUUUUUCCUUCUUUUAAAACUUGGUAAAAGUUCUUCUUCAUGUGAAGAAAGCUUAAUUUAAUUUUGCAUACCAUGAGAAAGGUUCGUGGUAUAAACAUUAUAUUAUACUAGAAAUACAAUAAAUUCUCAUCAAUUAGUUAGUAAA